Messenger RNA from Aspergillus welwitschiae, 1449 nucleotides. Its product is annotated as cytochrome P450. Gene Ontology annotation, molecular function: oxidoreductase activity, acting on paired donors, with incorporation or reduction of molecular oxygen; heme binding; iron ion binding. NCBI's taxonomy places the organism in Eukaryota, Fungi, Ascomycota, Eurotiomycetes, Eurotiales, Aspergillaceae. Bases 1 to 1449 code for a protein of 482 amino acids. The transcript is spliced from 2 exons. The record is from RefSeq and is a predicted model, not a curated record.
AUGGCUCAUAUCGAGAAUUUACAAGGGCUUAUAGCCCAAUCGCUAUUAUUAGCGGCCUUCGCAAUUGUUAGCGCUAUAUUCUGCAGAUGCUUCUAUCGCAUCUACCUCCACCCUCUAUCGUCGGUACCUGGUCCUAAGCUUGCCGCCUGCACUUCGCUAUGGUUAGCAUACCACACCUAUAUUGGCGACGAAUGUACAGUAGUAUAUGAUCUGCACCGCAAAUACGGUGCCGUUUUAAGAGUCGCCCCCAAUGAUGUCGACAUUGCCGAUAAAGAUGCGCUGGAGCCAAUCUACAUUGCUCGCGGCGGUUUCCCCAAGACACCAGCAUAUUCCAAAUUCGACAUCGACGGACACACGACCAUAUUCUCCAGUUUGACUUUACCUGAGCGAGCAACACGAGCCAAAGCUGUAGCGCCCCUUUUCUCUACGGCAUCAAUCCGCAGCUCUCAAGAAGCCUUACGCGAGGUCUUCGACGACUUCGCGAAAAGACUGCAGGCCGAGGCGCGCACAGGUAGGCCAGUAAACGUGCUUAAUGUGACGCGCGCCAUGGCGAUUGACGCCGUGAGUACUUACCUGUUCCACGAGAGGUACGGCGCCAUCACGGAGAAGACAGAGUCAAUGUCGGCAUCGCCGUUUGUGGAUUCAUUCGCUGGAGUAGGUGCCUUCUUUAACAUUGUGCCUGGAAAGAUUGGUGAUUUUGUCAUGGAGGUCAUUGAGCGCUGGAGCACGACCAAGAAUGUAGAGCAGUCCCACGGACUGAUCGACCAGUACACCCGGAGGCUUAUCCAAACAGCGAUACCUAAAAAUGGAAGCUAUCAGAGCCGUCUAUUGGAGAAGUCGACCAUAACACAGUCGCAGAUCGAGCUCAAAGAUGUAUGUUUUGCGGGAACUGAUUCAACUGGAAUGAACACUGCAACGAUCUUAUGGUACCUGGCAAAGCACCCAGAAAUUUAUGAUCGUCUCAGACAGGCAGUUAUGGAGAGUAUCAAUAACGAUGAGGACCCAACCGCGUGCGCGUACUUGCGCGGCGUCGUCCGGGAAGGCCUUCGUCUCUCCUGGGCGAAUCCAAUUCGCUUGCCUCGUGCGGUUCCGGCUGGAGGUUGGAAGUAUCGUGACUACUAUUUUCCGGCUGGUACAAGUGUUGGUGUUGCGGCCUUUCAGCUGCAUCAAGAUAGCAGCGUGUUCCCUGAGCCGCAACAAUUUCACCCUGAACGUUGGGAUAAUGCCGACGACGAGAUGCUCACGGCGUUCUUUGCGUUUGGUAAAGGUACCAGAGCAUGCAUUGCCCAGUCGUUGGCAAUGUAUGAAGUCACCAUGGCCAUCUUCACAGUGGUCAAAGCAGAUGUGCUGCGUGGGGCAUCAAUUGUUGGGGACCGAAUUGAGAUAAAAGAAUGGUUCAAUUCCAAAGUCAAGGGACAGGAGAUUCUGAUACAAUUCGCCAGCAAUUGA